Cercocebus atys (sooty mangabey) is the source of this 5026-nucleotide messenger RNA. It is a transcript of the gene ZC3H3, whose product is annotated as zinc finger CCCH-type containing 3. The transcript has 11 exons. The coding region runs from base 7 to 3024 and encodes 1005 amino acids. The record is from RefSeq and is a predicted model, not a curated record. Gene Ontology annotation, cellular component: nucleus. Gene Ontology annotation, molecular function: metal ion binding. Lineage: Eukaryota; Metazoa; Chordata; Mammalia; Primates; Cercopithecidae.
GUAGCGAUGACGUCGCGGGGGCUUGGCCGGGCGUCGCGGACUUGGGAGAUGGAGGAAAAGGAGAUAUUACGGCGGCAGAUCCGUCUCCUGCAGGGUCUAAUUGAUGACUACAAAACCCUCCAUGGCAAUGCCCCAGCCCCUGGUACCCCAACAGCUUCUGGGUGGCAGCCACCCACUUACCACAGUGGCAGGGCCUUCAGUGCCCGCUACCCUCGUCCAAGCCGGAGGGGCUACUCCUCACACCAUGGGCCUUCGUGGCGCAAGAAAUACUCCCUCGUGAAUCGGCCCCCGGGACCCUCAGACCCACCUGCCGACCCUGCUGUGCGGCCGUUGCACGGGGCCCGGGGGGGCCCGGCUCCUGUCCCGCAGCAGCGCAUCCUUGGGAGACAGGUCCAGCUCAAUCAAGGUCAGAACGUGGUCAUCAAAGUUAAACCACCAUCAAAGUCUGGCUCUGCCAGUGCUUCAGGGGCCCAGCGGGGCUCUUUGGAAGAAUAUGAGGACACCCCCUGGAGUGACCAAAGGCCCCGGGAAGGUGAAGGUGAGCCCCCUCGGGGACAGCUGCAGCCCUCGAGACCAGCAAGAAUCAGGGGGACCUGCAAUGUGGAAGAUCCUCUUCUGGUCUGCCAGAAGGAGGCCGGUAAGCCCAGGGUGGUGAAAUCAGUGGGCAGUGUGGGCGACAGCCCCCGGGAGCCCCGCCGGACAGUCAGCGAGAGCGUGAUUGCCAUCAAGGCGAGCUUCCCAUCCUCCGCUCUGCCCCCACGCACUGGCGUGGCCCCCGGCCGGAAGCUGGGUUCUCAUUCCGUGGCCAGCUGUGCUCCACAGCUCCUUGGGGACAGGAGAGUAGAUGCUGGCCACACAGAUCAGCCAGUUCCGUCAGGCUCAGUGGUGGGCCCAGCCAGACUGGCCUCAGGACCCAGGCAGGCUCGGGAGGCCUCGCUGGUUGUGACCUGUCGAACUAACAAGUUCCGGAAAAACAACUACAAAUGGGUGGCUGCCUCCGCGAAGAGUCCCCGGGCUGCUCGGAGGGCCCUCAGUCCCAGAGUGGCUGCAGAGAAUGUGUGCAAGGUCCCUGCUGGCACGGCAAACAAGGUGGAGAAGCCGCAGCUCGUAGCUGACCCAGAGUCCAAGCCCAGGAAGCCAGCCACGUCCUCCAAGCCAGGGUCUGCCCCCAGCAAGUACAAGUGGAAGGCCUCCAGCCCCUCUGCCUCCUCCUCUUCCUCCUUCCGUUGGCAGUCAGAGGCCGGCAGCAAGGAUCAUGCCUCCCAGCUCUCCCCAGUCCUGUCUAGGUCCCCGCCGGGGGACAGGCCAGCCGUAGGACUCAGUGGCUUGAAGCCCGUCUCUGGGGAGACCCCGCUUUCGGCUUACAAAGUGAAGAGCCGCACCAAGAUCAUCCGGAGGCGGGGCAGUACAAGCCUUCCUGGAGACAAGAAAGGCAGCCCCGCACCUGCCACCACCGCCAAGAGCCACCUCAGCCUCCGGCGGAGACAGGCCCUCCGGGGGAAGAGCAGCCCUGUCCUGAAGAAGACCCCCAACAAGGGCCUGGUACAGGUCACCACGCACCGACUGUGCCGCCUGCCUCCGAGCCGGGCCCACCUCACCACCAGGGAAGCAUCCAGCCUGCAUGCCGUGCAGACGCCACCCACCAGCAAGGUGAUCAAGACCCGCUACCGCAUUGUCAAGAAGACGCCGGCCUCGCCUCUCAGCGCCCCGCCCUUCCCCCUGUCUCUGCCCUCCUGGCGGGCCCGGCGGCUCUCACUGUCCAGGUCCCUGGUGCUGAACCGUCUGCGUCCAGUUGCCAGCGGGGGUGGGAAAGCCCAACCGGGCUCCCCUCGGUGGCGGAGCAAAGGGUACCGCUGCAUCGGAGGGGUCCUGUACAAAGUAUCUGCCAACAAACUCUCCAAGACCUCCGGCCAGCCCGGCGACGCGGGCAGCAAACCCCUUCUCCGCACAGGCCGGCUGGAUCCUGCAGGCAGCUGUAGCCGUUCCCUGGCCAGCCGGGCUGUGCAGCGCAGCCUGGCCAUCAUCCGGCAGGCACGGCAGCGGAGGGAGAAGAGGAAGGAGUACUGCAUGUACUACAACCGCUUCGGCAGGUGCAACCGCGGCGAGCGCUGCCCUUACAUCCAUGACCCUGAGAAGGUGGCCGUGUGCACCAGGUUUGUCCGGGGCACCUGCAAGAAAACGGAUGGGACCUGCCCCUUCUCCCACCAUGUGUCCAAGGAGAAGAUGCCGGUGUGCUCCUACUUCCUGAAGGGCAUCUGCAGCAACAGCAACUGUCCCUACAGCCACGUGUACGUGUCCCGCAAGGCUGAGGUCUGCAGCGACUUCCUCAAAGGCUACUGCCCCCUGGGUGCAAAGUGCAAGAAGAAACACACGCUGCUGUGCCCCGACUUCGCCCGCAGGGGGGCGUGUCCCCGCGGCGCCCAGUGCCAGCUGCUCCACCGCACCCAGAAACGCCACAGUCGGCGGGUAGCCACGUCCCCUGCCCCAGGGCCCAGCGACGCAGCUGCCAGGAGCAGGGCCUCGGCCAGCCACGGGCCCAGGAAGCCCUCGGCAGCCCAGCGUCCCAUCAGGCAGACGCCCAGCUCCCCUGCCCUCACUGCAGCUGCGCUGGCUGCACCUCCCCGCUCCCCAUGGGGGUCAGCCUCUCCCUCAUCCUUGAAGGCUUCCUCCUCCUCUUGUUCCUCCUCCUCCUCAUCCCCUCCCGCUUCCUUGGACCAUGAGGCACCAUCUCUCCAGGAGGCCGCCUUAGCAGCGGCACGCUCCAACAGGCUCUGCAAGCUGCCUUCCUUCAUCUCCCUGCAGUCCUCACCGAGCCCAGGAGCCCAACCCAGGGUCCGGGCCCCCAGGGCCCCCCUCACCAAGGACUCAGGUAGGCAGCGUGACCUGGCUCAAGCACAGGGGAGUUUUAAAUGCCCACCUCAGACCACCACGUCAGAAUCUCCAGGUGGGGCCUGGGUGAGUCCCGCAGGCGCCAGGGGUGCACCUGCCAGCCCUGGGGCAGGGCCAGCCAAGGUGCGAGUGUAGCAGUGGCCGCUGUGCAGUCCGCCCCAGCUGAGGGCUGAUUUAAUUAGAAAGCACCCAUUUCUGUUAAUUUGUUCUGGAAGAUCACCACGCACUCCUGGAGAGAACAGAUGUUCCCUCUCCCCCGAUGAGCAUUUGGGGCUUGGUAAAUGGCUCCACUCAGCCUUGUUUAGGAGAGAAAAGAGGAUUUUAUGGCUGCAAACGACCCUUUCUGUAAACAUUUUACAGCUCUCCGCGCGUUUGAGUGACGAUAAACCCCACGCAGCUCGGCGGGCUGCAAAUUUGCGACCAUACGGCUAUCAUUUUAUUGUCAUAUUUCACGGUCGUAACGUUAAUGGAAGAUGCUUGCUGCAGCCUUCUCCAACAGCUCCGCUGAGCACGCUCAAACGCCUGCCUCGGGGGGCCGCCUCCUGUUCACAGCCUUCACAUCAGGGGCAUGGAACCGUGGCCAGACCCUCUGCCCCACGAGACCUGGGCACCCGCUCCCUCCAUCUGGGUGGGCCUCUCUGGGUUGGGGGAGCAGAUGGGGCCCCGAGGCAGCCACUAUUUUUUUUUUUUUUUAAAGAUCAGGAACCUAGCAGCCAGUUCCAGAGCCAAUGGAGGUGGGCAGGGUGCUGAGGGGUCCAGUGUGCAGCUUGGGUGGGGCCCUGGAAAGGCUGCAGAAACCUCCCCUGCUUGGCCAUGGCCAGGAGCUCCGGCAGGUGGAGGUGCCUGGGACAGUCUCUGGGCAGGAAGCUGGAGCUGCUACUGGAGCGGCCACCGCAGGGGCAGGCUGAGAGGGCAGAGCCUGUGUAGUCUGUAGCCUGGGCCCUGGCUGCUGGGCCCAACUCAACUGUGCGUGGGUGAGCGGGCUCAUCAGCCCUGAAGAGGGGCACCUGGGCAGGGCCAGUCCUGUGGGCAGCUACACGGAGGCAUCUCUAUUCAGCGGGCCACCUCGGUGCCUGUCAGGUGGUCUGGAGAUCUGGGGAGGGAGGAGAGGCGCUGGCACCCAGUGAGUGAACAUUCAUGGGGCAGGAGCCCCUGGGCUUCCCCACUGUGGGGAACUGCUCCCUCCUACGCUGCCUGCCUCCAGGCCCUGCCCGCCUCACCCUGGGGCCUCUGCUCUGCUCCUGCCCCUCCCCGCCACAGCUCAUGUGCACCCCGACUUGCCACAUGGAAGGUGUAUCGUGGCCGCCUCACGUGUCUGGCAGCCUCACUGAUUGUGCGGGGUUGUCUGGUGCUGUGUGCGCCAGUACUGACGGCUCACCCUGUAGACCUUGGGGCCGGGACUGCUGCCCGCCCAAGAGGACCCUUGGACUGUAGGCAGAAGCCUCAGUUGACCUCAUAGACUGAGCCUGCACCAUGGCUAGACAGCCACAGAGGCUCACCAGGACCCGUUGGCAGCAGGGGGCAGAAGCUGAGGCCUGUGGCCUGACUGUACUCCUCUCUCUAGAACUCGGGGGGGUGUCUGCAGACCCUGCCAUGUGUGUUUAGGCUGACAGAACUCCCCCGUCCUGAGCCCCUGACCAGGAGCUUUGCAGGCUGGGAGGUUCUUCGGGGGUUUCCUGGCACCUGACUUUUGCCCUCUCUACAUAGGGAAGCCUCUGCACAUCAAACCGCGUCUGUGAGGACCCCAGGAACCGGCCUGCACCUACCUCAGACCCUCAUCCUUGGAGAGGAAAGAGGCUCUGUCUGCCACUCUGUCCCAGAGGAGGGCCGCCCGCCACCAAGCCUCACCUGGGGGCCACAGGGACACUGCUCUGCCUGCCUGGCCCUCAACCUUCCAUGACCAGCGUGUGCCCAGGGCCUGGUCUUCCUCCCCCAAGCCGGGCCCCUGUCCCCACCCCACCGCCCUCCAGGGUGCCAGGCAGGGCUGGCCUCCAGGCCUGUCCCCGACUGCCAUUGGCAACAGUGGCCCUGCAGCCCCCCAGCCCUCCCCACCCAGGUCUUCGGCCCAGUGAAGAGGCCACUGGCCGGGCCUCCCAGGCAGGUGUUUUAUGUUCAGCAAUAAAGGUUCUGUCCGUAA